GAAUUGUAAGCGCGCUCCAGGCAGCUGUUGAGCCGGGGCGGCCGCCAGGUUUCUGCUCCCUCCGAGGUGCCUGCCGCAGCCAAUGUGCCCCGGUGGGCUAGGGCGAGAGCUGUCGCCGGUUCGGUGCAACUUGGGAUUCAGGACCCGCAGCAGGGGCGUCGGUUUGCCAUCUGGACUCGUCGACGAGGAUGGAAAUCCUGUAUGAAUGUGGAAGCCAUUAGCAGAGUAAUUGCUGUCCGUUACCAUGACAACCAGCCGCUGCAGUCACCUGCCCGAAGUGCUGCCAGACUGCACCAGUUCAGCUGCACCCGUGGUGAAGACCGUGGAGGACUGUGGCAGCCUAGUGAAUGGGCAGCCUCAGUAUGUCAUGCAAGUUUCAGCCAAGGACGGGCAGCUGCUUUCAACAGUAGUGCGGACCCUUGCCACCCAGAGCCCCUUCAAUGACCGGCCGAUGUGCAGGAUCUGCCACGAGGGCAGCAGCCAAGAGGACUUGCUCUCUCCAUGUGAAUGUACAGGGACCCUGGGGACAAUUCAUCGAAGCUGCCUGGAGCACUGGCUGUCAUCCUCAAACACCAGCUACUGUGAACUCUGCCACUUCAGGUUUGCAGUCGAGCGCAAACCCAGGCCGUUAGUGGAGUGGCUCAGAAAUCCAGGCCCCCAGCACGAGAAGCGGACUCUGUUUGGAGACAUGGUGUGCUUCUUGUUCAUCACUCCUCUGGCCACCAUCUCGGGCUGGCUCUGCCUACGGGGCGCCGUGGACCACCUGCACUUUAGCAGUCGGCUCGAAGCCGUCGGACUAAUUGCACUCACUGUCGCACUCUUCACUAUUUACCUCUUUUGGACAUUAGUGUCAUUUAGGUACCACUGUCGAUUGUACAAUGAAUGGCGUCGGACCAAUCAGAGGGUGAUUCUCCUCAUUCCAAAGUCUGUCAACGUCCCUUCUAACCAGAAGUCCUUGCUGGGCCUCCACUCUGUCAAGAGGAACUCAAAGGAGACGAUUGUUUGAUGUUUGUGUGUUUGGUUGGUUGAUUUGUUGUUUGGGGUUUGGAAGUUUCUGCACUGGGCCACCCCGAAACCCUUCCUCGAGCCCAUGGGUCGAAGAACAUCCAGAGCCAUGUUAUCAUGUCACCCUGAGCAACAGACUCCGCCUGAAGAAAGCGAAUCGCUCUUUGACUUCAAAUCACGGAUGCUGCAAUCAUAUGAUAUUUGCUGAGCUGCCAAACGUGUAUUUAGCAGAUACUGUACGGAAUUUUCUGAACACCUCUUUAACAUAUGAGGAAGGUUGUCCUGCUAAGGAUGCAAUUCAACUCUUCCUUUUUUAUUACUAUUUCAAAUAUAUAUAUAGAUAUAUAUAUAUAUUAAACUUAGAUGAUAAUCAAAGAUGAAAAGCCAAUGUUAAAACUGAUUUCAUGGUUGGUUUGGAUGGGUUUUGUUUGGGUUCGUUGGUUUGUUUCCCAGUUUCUACUGUAGAUUCUUUGGGGUAAUUUGAUAGCUUGAGUGUCUUUUCCAUCUCUUCCAUGCCCCUUACUCAAGGGGACAGAGUAGCAGCUGCAGGACAAGUCAUAUUUGAAGGAUGUUUUGUACUCAACUUCAUUUAAUUAUUCAGUUUUUAAAGGAAAAACAAGCGUGGCGACUCUCCCCACAGUGAACUGUUUACUUAAAUUUCAUUAAGGAGAAAAACAAUUUAUGGUGAGA
This is a messenger RNA of Globicephala melas (long-finned pilot whale), 1695 nucleotides long. RefSeq names its product membrane associated ring-CH-type finger 3 (gene MARCHF3). Gene Ontology annotation, biological process: protein ubiquitination. Lineage: Eukaryota; Metazoa; Chordata; Mammalia; Artiodactyla; Delphinidae. Gene Ontology annotation, molecular function: zinc ion binding; ubiquitin-protein transferase activity. The record is from RefSeq and is a predicted model, not a curated record.